UUGCAUUUCAAUAUUUAAGCUUACAACCAAAGAAGUUAUUAAUAGUGACAAACACAGCUUCAAAUAUGGAGAGUUUAAUUAAUAGAGGAUGUGACUUUAUUUUUGACUUUUCUUGUGUCAUCUGUCACGAAACUGACAGAAACACAGAAGCUGAAUUUUACUGUGAGGAAUGUUCUAGAUUUUAUUGUAGCAAUUGUGUGGAGCAUCAUAACUAUCUUUUCAAGAAGCAUGCAAUUUUGGGCAAAGAAAACAUCAGCCUAUGGCCUGAGAGUGAUGUGGUUGAACAAGAGAAAUGUAAGGAGCACCCAAAAGAAAAACUGACCAUAUUCUGUGAGGAGCACAGUGAGCUGAUAUGUCAUGUCUGCCAUUUCCACAAUCAUCAGAAAUGCAGUCAUUUGGUACUAAUAUCUGACAAAGUGAAACAGCUGCAUCAAAAAGGAGACUUAAAGCAGUUGUCGGCAACUAUUUAUACACAACACAAGCAAUUGAUACAUGAAAAAGAUGACUUAGAGGAGAAUAUUAAGUCUCUUGAGAAAUCGUACAAAAAAAUUGUAGAUGAAAUCAAUGCUUUACGAAAGACAAUUAAUGAUUCUUUGGAUCAACUGGAGAAAUAUACCAAGAAGGAGUUGGACACAUUUCUGGUCACAAUGAGAACAUCAAUUAAAACUGACAUUGAAACUUGCACUGAGUCUAUCAAAAUAAUUACAUGCCUGCAUGAAGAUUUGCUGAAAACAAAAGACAAAAGUGAAGCACUUAAUUUUAUCAAGUACAGAAAAUGUCUUGACCAGUCCUUAAAGGUAGAAUCAGUUUUACAAGAUAUGACAACAAAGACUGAUAUGACACUUACCUUUAAACCUGAUAAAGCCAUCCAACAAACCCUGUCCACUCUCUCAGGAUUGGGACAAGUACUGAGAACAGUGGAACAAUUACAACCUGCUAAAAGGACAACACUGAACACAAAUAGCAGACAGAAUAAACAUAAAGAAACCAGCCAGUCUGACCCUGGAAACCAUACAACUUCAGGAUUCAAGGUUAAAAAAUCCCACCCAGAAUCCAGAACAUCUAGAAGUUAUAGGCCUGGAAACCAAACAAGUGAUCUGACCAAGUCAUGCCAGGUGUCUAAUCUAAUAUCAAGUUCAUCACAACAGCCGGUCCAGGGACAUCAACCAGGUGCAGUAAGCAAGUCCGAUCAAAUCAUUAAAGUGAAGAGUAGUAAGAGGUACAGUGUUGCGAUUAAAGGUGAUGAAUACCCAUGCCAUAUAACAAGUAUCUGUGAGACAUCUUCUGGAGAACUCCUCAUCACAGAUCAGCUCAAUUGUAAAGUGAAGCUCCUGGAUAAGACCUACAAGGUGGUGGCCCACUGUGUCUUUUCUAGUGCACCAUGGUACAUGUGCAGCAUUCACAGUCUGGAAGCUGACCUGGUAGCUGUUACUGUGGGGUACAACCAGGUCCAUUUUAUCAGAGUGAAGUAUGGUUAUUUGAUACAGGACAGGAUACGAACGCUUCCUUAUAAUAACUGCAGGGGUAUUGCCAAUCAGCAUGGUAUCCUGUACAUUACAGAUGACAGAGCUCUGAAUCGCUAUACUGUGGAUGGCAGUCUUUCGGGGCAGAUUUAUAAGGAUACAAGUUACAGAUCAUUUGACUCCUGUGCAGUGAGUCCAGAUGGAGACAGGAUAUAUGUGACCAACCAGAACAGUCAACAGCUUGUCACAUUGUCCAGGGAUGGCACAGUGAUCUCCACCCUGACUGUAUCUGCACAGAGCGGAAUAGUACCACCUUGCCUACAUGUGACACAGUUAGGACAAGUUCUUGUGUGUGGAAAUUCGACCAAAAAAAUCAUGCAGGUUGACAGGGAUGGGAGACAGAUACUGGCAAAGGAUGUCACAAAGGAUGAUGGUGUGACUUGCCCUGCAUCCGUCUUCUACAGUAAGCACACACGCUCACUCAUUGUAGGAAUGUGGAACAAUAAUGACAUUACAGUGUUUAAGGCAGUGUUGGAGUAGGAUGAUGUUCAUUUCUAAACAUUUAAUUAUACACUCACAUAAACAUUGUCAAGUAAAAAGUGUUACAGUUUUUUGUAUACAUGGUUUUAAAGCCAGUGACUGUUGUAAUAGGACAUAUUCAUCAUUCUCUGUAUGAAACUAUUACAAAUUUCCAAUAAAACCAGUUUUACCAAGCCUGUAUCAAAAUGAACUUUAAAUGAAUUAUGCUCCGAUAUAAACAGCACAACAAAGAUAAGAUUGAUUGAAACUAGUUUUAUAAGGAUUGUUAGAACAUAUUUAGAAUAGUCUAUUCAAAAGAUUAUGUUUAAGAGAAUAAGUUUAUUUAUUGCACAUACAACUAUAUUCUGGUAUUGUUCAUGACAUACAUGUCAUGUACUGUUAUUAAUAUGUUUAUGAAUACAUUUUCUGAGUCAGUAUGUAAAGAAUCAUUCAAACUUAUAUGUAUAUGAAUAUGAUAUCAUACAAUUAUCAUUUUACAAACAGCACAUUAAAUCAAACCAAUAUGAACUCUGCCACCAGUAUUGUCAGAAUACAAGGAUUGAAAUACAAGACUAAAAAUGUGUCACAGACACUGAUUUGUCCACACAUAUGUUUUGACACAAAUCCACUAAUUAUUCUUUAGUAGACAAAAAAUAAUAAGCCAUAUUCUGCCCAAACUGGUAGCAGUCACUAUUCCUGUUUAUGAUCAUCUACACAUUAAGGUCAUUCAGAUUAAGAUUGUAUAUAGUCUGAGCAGUAUUAGAUUAAAGUAAUGGUUUUACGACAAACAUAUCAAAACAAAGGGGCCUAAAGGCCCUAGAUUGCUCACCUGAGAAAUGUAGUAAGUAAUGAUAAAUCUAACCUGUUAUGUGUAGAUUUGGUGAUAUUUGUGUAAAGACUUUAGAAUUUAUUUAUUGAGGUUUUUUAUUCUGUAUGACUCAGACGUAAUGUGGUCUGAGACAUUACUUGAACAAAUUAAAGCUCUUACUUAAAACAUACAACAACAAAAAGUUUCUUAAUAGAGUGUGGCCAAUUGUGAACCCAGAUGCAUUAUUUGUACAAACUAAUUAAAGGGCCAAAUACAAUGUCACACACGAUACAUUAAGCCCCUGACCCUUCUGGUUUCAGAGAAUAAGAUGUUUAACAUUAUUAUGUACAUAUUAUGUAUAUAAUAUAUAAUACAUAUUGUCGCCAC
This is a messenger RNA of Dreissena polymorpha, 3177 nucleotides long. Its product is annotated as tripartite motif-containing protein 66-like. Gene Ontology annotation, molecular function: zinc ion binding. Bases 66 to 2003 code for a protein of 645 amino acids. Lineage: Eukaryota; Metazoa; Mollusca; Bivalvia; Myida; Dreissenidae. The transcript has 3 exons. The record is from RefSeq and is a predicted model, not a curated record.